Molecule: messenger RNA, 3895 nt
Organism: Drosophila eugracilis
Lineage: Eukaryota; Metazoa; Arthropoda; Insecta; Diptera; Drosophilidae
Exons: 2
Coding region: 1392-2741 (449 amino acids)
Source: RefSeq, a predicted model, not a curated record
AUACUUAUGGAAAAAUUGCCAACAAAAUCAAGUGUCUUAAAAUAUUAGUCAUCAUACUUCAUUUAAUUAGGGAUUAGAGAGGUACAAUGUCUUUGAAUAUCUAUGUUUUAAACCAUUAUUCUAAAAUUAAUUUAAAUUGCCAAUCAAUAAAUGAAUCCAUUGAAUUAACCCUACAGGUGCUACCCAUCUGUUUGCACUUUAAGACACAAGCUAAUCUUUUAACUUUAAACACUUAGUGUCAACUACCAAUCAUGUUAUAUGGUAUUACGAUAUUAAAUUCAUGAUUUUAUUAGGCUAAUAAAUUGAAAUAAUAUUAAUCCCUCACUCUCUCCCAAACCCGGCGGAUUAACUUUAGAUGUGACACUAAACGAAAUAUUUGAAGUCUGUCCUUGGAUGCCGGCGGCUUCAGAUCGCUUAUCAGACAUCAUCACACGCAUUCGUAAAGUCUAAAAUAUGUGUUUCCGAUAUCACCUAUUUAUUAGAGACAACUUUCUUGAGGGAAAAGCUGGGCGCCGCUCUGCUCCUGAUUUUAUCUCGAGUUGAUCGCUCGAUUGCACACACAUUAGGCACUCCACUUCAUGGAUUCGCGUAGCAGUUUCUCAUGACAAUCUCUGGGUCUGACCAAGACGAUCGUGCGUUUCGGUAUUGCGUAAGACGACCAGUUUGUAACAAGCUGGGAGCUCUCCUUAGCUUUUAAACAAAAUUAAGGUCUUUUUGAGGACUCACUUACCGGGACAGCUGGUGACCUUCGCACAUGAUCUACCAAAGACUGAGAUAUUCAAAAGAAAAGCCAAUUAUCCCUACUUAAGGUGUAGGGGUAGAAGCCACCCACUGGAAAUGUCUCAUGCUCCACGAUCAUUAGUUCGCCUCAAUUUCCUCAUUAGUCGCACUCAAUUAUGUGUCGCUUAGACUGCUCUGUGUCCACUGGAGGAUGAGGAAUCGACUGAUCGGGGGCUUCGGGCUGGAGGAUCGGCAACUGCUUUCCCAAAACAGAAGUGGCUGGAGAAAACCCGUUGAUCGUUUUGGACGUAAUGGGAAAGCGAUUAUGCAGCUUUAAUUCAAUCGGCGCUGCUAGUUUUGUGCUUUGAGCUAAUGCGAUUGGCUUGCUGUCGGUUUGUUUGUGUCUCGGUGUCAAAGACAUUAGAUAUCCAGAGCCGGGGAGCUACAGGAAACCCAAACCGAAACUCCUUCCGCCUGGCUAUAUAAAAAGCAUUGUUGGCAUCUCGGACCGGCAGUAGGAAAAUCGUAUUGACCGCGUUACCGUCUCCGCCGCUGCCGGUCGUCAUCAAUCCUCAUCGCAAUUAUCGCAUUCAUCACGUCAUCGUAGUAUCGGCAUCGUUAAACGAUCGGAUCAAUUGAUUGAUCGAUCGCAUGUGCGACGGAUUAAAGCAAUGAGAAAUUCGACUAUACCUCGCUUUCAAAUAAUGGCCGCUUUAGGCCUCCUUCUUUUGGUCGGUGUACAUGGGACCACGAUAAUCAGCAUCAAGUACCCGGAGAAGCCCGCUGAAGUAAUCGUGCCGCAGCCGGCCAAGAGGGAUCUCAGCCUGAGCUACGCUGCCACCAACAUCGACUCCAAGGAGGGAACUCGCGUGAAGACCAUUACGGUGAUCAAGAAUGUAGGAGGCAUUUCUGCACCCGAAGAAGCUGCGGCUUUGGGGUCUCCCGUCGUCGGCGGCCACAAGCAGCAACCGAAACUGGCCAUCGAUCCAACUCUGCACAAGAGCGAGGAAUGGGCGACUGCAUUCCGGGAUAACUUUGACUCCUACGGAUCACUGCCCGAUGUGCCCGACAUAGACGACCUAUUUGAGUUUGUAAAUCGAAAAAAGCAAGAGGGUGAGAAGAAACCAGAGGCCGUGCCCAACCAGGGGGAGAAAAUUCCAAAGGAGGUAGUAAAGCCGGCGGAAGAGACUACCACCAAGAAGGCGGCUGCCAGUGAGCAGAGCGAAGAAGGGAUUAGCCCCAACGGCAACAUCGAUAGCGACGAGGCUGUCGUCGAGAAGAUCAAGGGCGAUGCCGAACUGUUGCCGCACAUCAAGCAGGCCAAUAUCUUGCGCCUCCAGGCGGCUCAGGCCCGAUCGGGAAUUCGCACCAAGGAGUCCCUAAUCGCGGUCAAUUACUCCACGCCUAUGCACCAGGUGAGCCAGUACUUCGACAACUAUGUCCAGGCGGUGCCCAAUGGCUAUGACUACUCCAAACCCUGCGGCGUACCGCCUGGAAAUAGUAUCCAGGUGACCACGCCCUCGGGCCGUACAUAUGAUAUACCCCAGAGCAACAGCAGUGGCACUGGCGGAGGCAAUCACCCGUACUUGGCUCCGGCGCUCACGAAGAAGACGCAGAUUCCGCCGAAUACGGUGCAGCCUCCGGUUCAACAGCAGCCUCCUAAUUACACUUCCGUCAACUCGAUAGUGCCUCCCAUACAACAACAACAACCGCAGGGCAACACGAAUAUUCCACAGCAACCUCAGGUGAUAACUCCUCCUCCUCCAAGCGGAGGUAUCCUGCCGCCUCUGGGAUCGAGCGGGAUAUCCACCAGCCAGCGUCCCUACGUGGCGCCCAGACUGCGAAACAACGGUCUGGGCAUUAAUCGAUCGCCCAGCAGCGCUCCGGGAGGUCCCGUUCCGAUUCCCGGACAGUCCGGCGUCGUGGGAAAUCAACCGCAAAUCCCGAACUACCGUACCGGCAACUUUGCCGGAGGCCAAAACCGUCCCAACACGCUGCGAUCGCGUGGUCUAAAGUAUUGAGAACACUAAUAGGUGUCAAAGUUAUAGUUCUUAGAAGAUUAAAUCAAAAUGUGGCAGUUUAAAGUAACAGAAUUCAAAAUCUUAAAUUUAAAUCAUAUAUGCAUAUAGGACAUCAUCAUCUUGGUCAUACCAUUUAUAGUUGUAAGAAUAUAUUUUAAAAUUGAACACAAUUUGAUUCGUCUUAUAAUAUUAUAUUUUAAAAUUGAACAAAAUUUGAUUCGUCUUAUAAUACUAUACUUAUAUUUGACAGUGAUACGUUAUUCUCGAUCAAACAGUAAUUAAGAUUAUUUAAUGGUAAACGUUAUGAAAAUAAAUUAAGAUGUUGCUAAGGCAAAAAGUGUUUGUUUCCCUAAGUGACGUUAUGGCUUCCAUGGCUUCCCAUGUUGUUUACAUGUUUUUUGUUUCGUUAUUUAGCAAGGUUACAAAAUCUAAAUCUAGCUUUAUAAAGUAAAAAAAUCCUAGGUAGACAUAUGCCCUUUCUUCUUUUUCUAUUAUCCAAAUUAGUCCUUCCGCUGCAUCCUAAAAAUAUUUUUCCAGCCAGCUUUAUAGGGUACAUACAUAAAUUCUAGGUAGAUAGAUCCCCUUUCUUCUUUUUCUAUUAUCAAAAUUAGUCCUUCAGCUGCAGCCUGCAAAUAUUUUUCAUUGAAGUCUUGUUCUAUAGAUACACUUUUAUAAUGCUGCCAUGUAACACUAUUAUUUUGCACGCCGCUGUUCACCUAGGUAACACUGCCGAAAUUUGGUCUGAUUUAUGGUCUAGUUCACAUUAAUCUACUACAUUUUCCCCUCUAAUCUUAAAAAGGAAUAUGGAACGAGUCUGCUUGUGCAAUACUUAACUGUACUUCGGACUACAAAUAUGAAAAUUAAAAAACCACAUCGAAUUCAGCGAAGCAGAGCAGAAAGAGGAAUCUGCUAAGUACCAGCCACAAAUCAAUACUAUUUCACACACUUCUUACUAAAUGUUUCAACUAAAUUUCACUGUUUUUCCUCUUUUUCUCCCAUGCUGUGUUGUUGUUUUGCUACUUCGCAGUUUUUGUUGUGCAGCAUCUCCACAAGAAGAAGCGAAACGUACGAAGAGGAGAAGCGGAAGGGUGUUGCGUCGCAGUUCUAGGUACGAGUACUUGAUUUUUUUUAUUCAAUGAACUUUUACUCACCAC